AUGGGCGCGGAGCGCAGGGCGGCGGCGCCGGCUCCCCGCGGCUGCGCCUGCGGCGGCGGCGGCAGCUGGCGGCUCUUCCUCGGCUUCUUCGCGCUGUCGCUGGCGCUGCACGUCCUGACCCUGGGCUGUUACCUGGAGCUGCGCUCCGAGCUCCGCCGCGACCGCGGCCCGCAGCCCGCGGCCCCGCCGCGCCGGGACGGGACGGCGGCAGCGCCCGGAGCCCCGGCCGGGGGCCGCCCGCAGCGCGCGGCCGAGGGCGCGGAGCGGCGCCAGCAGCUGGCCUUGCUGAACUUCUUCCACCCCGAGGAGAAGCUGCACGUUGGAGAAGAAGGGAGGCGCGUCCGUCGGAAUAAAAGGAGUAAAGGCAGCGAAGGGCCCGACGGUCCAAGUUCAGUGAAAAACAAGAAAAAGGGUAAAAAGGCUGGUCCUCCAGGGCCCAACGGUCCCCAAGGGCCACCGGGGCCUCCCGGGCCGCAGGGUCCCCCCGGCAUUCCCGGCAUCCCCGGCAUUCCAGGCACCACCGUCAUGGGCCCGCCCGGCCCCCCUGGCCCCCCGGGCCCUCAGGGACCCCCCGGCCUGCAGGGCCCCUCAGGUGCCACAGACAAGGCCAGCUCCAGAGACAUCCAGCCAGCUGUGGUCCAUCUCCAAGGCCAAGGCUCAGCAAUCCAAGUGAAGAAUGAUCUUUCAGGUGGAGUCCUCAAUGACUGGUCUCGCAUCACUCUGAACCCCAAGGUGUUUAAGCUGCAUGCCCGCAGUGGGGAGCUGGAGGUACUGGUGGACGGCACAUACUUCAUCUAUAGUCAGGUAGAAGUCUACUACAUCAACUUCACCGAUUUCGCCAGCUACGAGGUGGUGGUGGACGAGAAGCCCUUUCUGCAAUGCACUCGCAGCAUCGAGACCGGCAAGACCAACUUCAACACCUGCUACACGGCCGGCGUGUGCCUGCUCAAGGCCAGGCAGAAGAUUGCUGUGAAGAUGGUCCACGCUGACAUCUCCAUCAACAUGAGCAAGCACACGACUUUCUUUGGGGCCAUCCGCCUGGGAGAUGCACCCGCGUCCUAGAGAGGAACUUGGCGUGGCCAGGGACGCCCACGGAACUGCCCAGUGCUGCUGUUCAUAAAGCCUAUCAGUAUUUCAGGGGUUCUGUAAUCCGGCCAUAAAGGAAACUGAUCCAGAGCUAUUUAUUCCUAUAUGUGAAUGCAGGAAGCACAAUUGUCCUCUGUGACUCGCGGGGAGACUCGGAUCAAACCAAAAAGCUGGUGGGGAGAGCGUUGUGAGGAGGAAAGGCUGUUGGGUGUGCCUUGUCUCAGUAUUUCAAGUAUUACUGCACUGAUACUCUGCUCUGUGACCUUCACACGAGGCUUGCUGGGAGAGCUGGGGGCUCUGCUCGGAUGUUGGCGCUGGCAGGAGCAUCCCAGGCAGGAGGGAGCGGGAGGACACGGACUCCUGUCCCCAAAUCCCAGCCAGGCUCCUGCAUGUGCACGCUAACCACAGCCAGGAAGGGGGUUCUGGCUCCCUGCCUUCCCAGGGGGAGCUGGAAGGGCUGGGGGGCGAGGGGAGGUGCGUGAGAUAGGGUCAGUGGUGUUUACAUUCAUCCUCAGGAGGAGGAGGAGGAAAAGUGCCUCGACCUAGAGCUUGGAAGCAAAAGCAGGAAGUGCGAGAGGAAGAGGAGUAACUAGAGCAGGCUUAGCAGAUAGGAAACUGCCUCCACAUUCCAGAAACCACCAAAUCCCAAAGAAAACGCCGAUUCCCGGGUCCAGGCCUCUGCUCCUUUCAGCUCCUGCCCUUACCCCAGAGGUAACCUUGCCCCAGCGGGGGCUGCCUUCAAGUACUGCUGCUGUUACAGCAAGUUGAGUUGGGUUGGGGGUAUUUUGGUUUUGUUUUGGUUUUUUUGUUUUGUUUUGUUUUGUUUGGGGGGGGGGAGUUUUGUUUUGUUCUUUUUAAUUAAUAUUUUGCAAACCAGAACACAUUUCUACAGGCUUCACCGAGCCACGUAGAGCAGCCACAAGUACUUGUGACAACACU
Melospiza georgiana is the source of this 2025-nucleotide messenger RNA. It is a transcript of the gene EDA, whose product is annotated as ectodysplasin A. The coding region runs from base 1 to 1062 and encodes 353 amino acids. Gene Ontology annotation, cellular component: membrane. Gene Ontology annotation, biological process: immune response; animal organ development. Lineage: Eukaryota; Metazoa; Chordata; Aves; Passeriformes; Passerellidae. The transcript has 8 exons. The record is from RefSeq and is a predicted model, not a curated record. Gene Ontology annotation, molecular function: death receptor agonist activity; death receptor binding; tumor necrosis factor receptor binding.